This is a messenger RNA of Bacidia gigantensis, 708 nucleotides long. RefSeq lists its product as uncharacterized. The record is from RefSeq and is a predicted model, not a curated record. NCBI's taxonomy places the organism in Eukaryota, Fungi, Ascomycota, Lecanoromycetes, Lecanorales, Ramalinaceae. Bases 1 to 708 code for a protein of 235 amino acids. The transcript is spliced from 2 exons.
AUGGUCAACGCUGAACAACAGUCACAGCAAGUCUAUGGAUCAUCACAAGCCGACAAUUCAUGGUACUACAGCACUGGUCAUGAACAGAUCAAUCAUACCUCAAGUAGCCAGAGUACCCAGCACUCUCAAAAUUUCAACAGAUCAUCUCAACUAUCGACUCUCCUUUUCGCUCCACUAUAUCCGCGGACUGUACCUUCUACAUCGUCUCCUAACAACGAAAACACUCGUCAGGUCACCACACCCCUGGAAGACAUGUACCAGCCUCGCUGGAUCCGCAAAGAAGGCAAAGACCGCGAAGGCUGGUGCAGCUACUGUGUAGAGGGCAAGUGGCUGAACCUCAAACACUCCAACUACGCCUAUCACAUGUUGACUCGGCAUGGCCUCUGCAAAGCCGUAGGCUGGCAAUUCGAACCGCCCCAGACCCUGCACAUCAGCCAACUCAACCAUACGGGGAACGGGGGAAGUGGGAGUGGUAAUACAGGUAAUAGCAACAACGGUGAACAAGAUGUCCUCCACGCGUAUUGCCAAAAUUGUCAGAGAUGGAUCCAGCUUGUUGGCAACCCGACCGUUGCGGUCGAACAUCCAAGACUCACUGCGAGCUGGUAUAGCCAUGCUAAGGAAUGUGGUGUUGGUGUGAAGAUCAUGGAUGAAUUGAUACGUUGGGGAAUUGAUGAUUCAGGAAAUCAAUUGGUCAUAACGUUUUUGUAG